Molecule: messenger RNA, 1491 nt
Organism: Penicillium roqueforti
Lineage: Eukaryota; Fungi; Ascomycota; Eurotiomycetes; Eurotiales; Aspergillaceae
Exons: 1
Coding region: 1-1491 (496 amino acids)
Source: RefSeq, a predicted model, not a curated record
AUGCAAUUGGGAUAUACCAACGCAGUGCCUAUCAACGCCGUGACAUCUCGAGCGCUAGACUCCAUGGAUCUUGGAGGCACGGUUAUGCAGUCCGCGGAUUUGACUACAGUCUUAGAGGGAUAUCAGACGUAUCCCGGUGGGAAGAACUACCCCUUAGAAGUGGGUGUCCUUUCUCUAGGAUGUCCGGACAUCAACCAAACAUUCACCAGAGACGCCCCAUUGCCCCCUAUCAAUGCCACUUUCGCCAACAGUUAUCUCUACGACAAAGGACAAAUCCCGUCCUAUUCGUAUGGUAUACAUAUUGGCUCUGCCUCGUUCGGUAUAUCCGGUUCUCUCAAGCUUAGAGGAUACGACCAAGGUCGAGUCUUUGGAGAUGUCUCUGCGCAGCCAGUCGACAGUGGGAAGUUUCCGAUUGAAUUAAUCGACAUAGGUAUCGGGGUUGCAAAAGGUGGUUCGCCCUGGAAAUUCUCUAAUAUGACAGGAUUGCUGGCACAAAGCAAUUCCUCUUUGACCUCCGGCUUCACGGUAGCAGUGGACCCAGCAAACCCAUAUAUCUAUCUACCCCAAAGUUCGUGCGACGCCAUUGCCGCCAAUCUGCCUAUCACAUAUAAUUCCGAUCUGGGUCUCUACUUUUGGGACACAACUGAUUCGCAAUAUACCAAAAUUGUGACAUCCCCCAGCUACCUAGGUUUCACCUUCACCAAGAAUGGCGUUAACACUGAGGAUAUCACCAUCAAGGUCCCUUUCGCUCUUCUGAACCUUACUCUGGAAGCCCCUUUGGUGACCAGUCCUACACAAUACUUCCCAUGCAUGGGCACCGACUCCACUCCAGCUCUUGGUCGUGCCUUUCUACAGGCUGCUUUCGUCGGCGUCAACUGGUCCAAGAAAUCCUGGUUUUUAGCCCAAGCUCCUGGACCAGACUAUUCUUACAUUCAGAAUGUUGUCGACAUCAGCGAUAGUGACACCACCAUCACAUCCUCUGGGAAUAGCUGGGAACCUACUUGGGAAAACUCUUGGACGGUACUUGCAUCCCCGAAUUCUCCCACGACCAACUCGACGACUUCGACGACCUCGACGACUACGACGACCUCGACCGGUAGCAUUGGUCUCUCAACCGGCGCCAAGGCUGGCAUUGGCGCCGGCUGCGGUAUUGCUGCUUUGGCGGCCGUUGCUGCAGCUUAUUGGUUUAUCUCCCAUCGUCAAAAAUAUAAGCGGACUCCCAGUCAGGACAGUGCAGCGGCAGACCGGUCUUCGCAACAACCUCCUCCCUCGAUAAUAACUACGGCGCCCGUGGAAGCUCCAGACACCAAACCUAGCAGGUUCCAUGAGUUGGACUACGGUCGGGCCAUUGCGUUUCCACCAACCUCAACACAAACCUCAGAAUACGGGCAAAGCGCCCAACAGACUUCUCAGUCUGAACAAAGCGCGCAGAAUAUGUCAGAACAUUCACAGGCCUCCCGCCAAGGACCUUACGAACUUUCAACGCGGUGA